UUGCCCCUUCUCUCACACUAGAAAUACAGCUGACUCUGCUUUCCUGUUCACAGCUCUUUUGUCAUCCUGAACUGACCUCCAGGUAACUCCCAGCAUGAAGUUCCUGGCCCUGCUCUCUGCCCUUCUCCUCCUGACCCUGCAUGGGAAGGCUCAGCCCCUGGGAGAGGCACCUGACCAGUUGCCCAUAGCAGAGGAAUCAGUUCCCGUGACUGAUGAGGACACCCCUCUGGACCAGACUAUGACUGAGGAGCAGGGCAUGGCCAUCUCUAUUACAGGUGAUCAACGGCUCGCUGAAGAUGCUACAGGCUAUCAGAGGAGCAUGAAUUGCCACUGCAGAGUGGGAAAGUGUGAUCUCCAGGAGCAGCACAUUGGGCCCUGUGGCACCACAAAGAAGCUUUGCUGUAAAUGAGCUUUGUGGAUGAGACCCAGAGCUGUGGACCAUCUUGCUGUAGACCCAGAAAAGGGCUGACUCUUCAUGAUUUGUAACCUUCCUUCUAUUACUAAAUAAAUUUCAGAUAUAGGGCUAAGUGGUUUUGCUCGUGGUUGAGCACAUAUUACAAUGUGCAAAGAAAGACCAAGGUUUGAGUCCCUUGUCCCCACCAGCAGGGGAAAAGCUUUGAGACUGGUGAAGCGGUGCUGCAGGUGUAUCUUUCUCACGCUUUAUCACUCCCCAUGCUCUUGAUUUCUGGCUGUCUCUGUACUAUCAAUGAUAAUAAAAAAAUUUGCAGACACUAA
Erinaceus europaeus (western European hedgehog) is the source of this 735-nucleotide messenger RNA. RefSeq names its product neutrophil defensin 1-like. Gene Ontology annotation, cellular component: extracellular matrix. Gene Ontology annotation, biological process: defense response to Gram-negative bacterium; antibacterial humoral response; defense response to Gram-positive bacterium. Lineage: Eukaryota; Metazoa; Chordata; Mammalia; Eulipotyphla; Erinaceidae. The record is from RefSeq and is a predicted model, not a curated record. Bases 95 to 409 code for a protein of 104 amino acids. The transcript is spliced from 2 exons.